AUGGCCGCUCCGCUACCCGAGAAGGCUCUCUCAGGCCACUGCUCUGUCAUUGACAAUAACACGUUAUACGUCUUGUCACCAGACUCAUUCCAGGCUCUACCGCUCGCUGAGAAUGGCACAUGGACCUCGAUAGAAAUGGGAAAAGCAGUGACUGGUCACACAUGUCUCCGCGCAGUACCGAAUGGAGACGAAUCACAAGCCGCACUAUACGUGGUCGGCGGCACAUCCGACGACUCAUCAUACGGAGGUCUACAGCGUUAUAUAUUCUCAAACAAGACUUGGGAGACUAUUGAACUACCUACACAAGAUAUGAUGGGACGUACGAACCACGGCGUUGCAUACUUGAGCGACUCUUCUUCCAUUCUUGUCUAUGCCGGGUCAAGGACCGGUGUUGAGCUUUCAUCUCAGACUUUCGUCAUCUCGACCGAGAAGCCUUUCAACAUCGAGUCAUUCACAUCAAAAGCACCGACUGUGUCCAACCCUAUCUUGUUACCUUGGGACGAAAGUUCUGCAGUCCUGCUGGGUGGUUCUAAAAGCAACACUGGCAUCUGGUCUUUCAGCAAGAGCAGCAGUUGGACUAGGUUGGAAACUAACCUUACAUCAGCGUUGCCUGAUGGUGCAAAAGGCGCUCUUGUUACUGGUACUGACGGUAGCAAAGUUCUCACGGUUUAUGAUGCCACUGCUUCUCCCAACAAGGUCACACAGCUUGUGUUGUUGGAUGCCGACGGUCAGCCUGCCAGCACUGGUCAAACUAUCGGCGAUUCAUCCAGCACAUCUUCGUCGAGGAAACGCAAGCGCGACUUGACAUUGGAUGACUGGCCGACAUACAACAGCAGUUCAGCUCCAUCAGUGAAGAGAUCGGAUUAUUCCGUUGCGCAAAAUGACCAAGGCACUCUUGCUGUGAUCAGUGGAGGUAACGACGACAAUCCUGUCAACGUCUUCAACCAGACCAGCAACUCGUGGGUCAGCAACGAGGUUCUGUUCGGCGACAGCCAGGUUCCCUUGACGACGACAUCCGCAUCAAGUUCAACUUCUCUCCCCACCUCAACAAGUACACAAGCUUCUGCAACGUCCUCAGCCGCAGCAUCAAAAAGUCAUUACGACUCAGGCGCUCAUACUCGUAAAGUGCUUGGAAUCACAUUAGGUCUUCUGUUUGGUCUUGCAGCUUUGCUCGUGAUUGCUUUACUACUUGUCAGACGUCGCAAGCAAAAGCAGCUAAAGGCCUUCAGCAGCAGUGGUGAGAAGUCUGAUAGAAUGAGCUUCCAGGAUAGAGGCGCAUCGUUCAUGAAGGAGGCUGGUGGCGGUGUGAGCGAGGCUCCUCCGCAAUUGCCCAAACCCGUGAUGGGUUCAUACGACCCUCGAAGCUCCUUCGCCAUUCUUGCUGGUAAGCUUGGAGCUGACCGUUUCAGCCAACGUUUCAGCAAGUACGGUGCUUCUGAGAAGACCCCUGUGAAUAGCAGCAACAACCCGUACGCCGACUUGCAACCUCCUAAGAACGCGUUUGGUCACCAAACCAAUGACUCCUCAAGCUCACUGGCCAUCAUUUCUGGCAAGUAUGGAAAUGGACACAAUAGAAGCAAUGGCGAGAAGGGCAGCUUCGAAAGUACUGCCAAGCUUGUGCGAUCACCUACAAGCCCGCAGAGCUUCGAUGAUCCCAUGGAGAUGGAGUCGAUGAACAGUCAAACGCCGCGAUCAGCUGUCACCCGUGCUCCUCCACCUCAAAUGUCGUCACUCAGAGUUGUGCAAAAUCAACAAAGAGAGGAGGAUAUGCAGACGAAACGCAGUUCAGGCUGGUCGAGAUACUUUGCAGGCGGAAGUGACCAUGGCGCAUACGACCCUGCUGCACAACAUUCACCAAACCUUAGUGCAUCGCUCACUGCAUCGCCAAAUUUGAGUGUGUCCGACUACACUCCGUCUCGUAAUCCUUCUGCCAUGGUGGCACCGCUCGAUGUAGAGCCUAAGGGACACUUACAUCCUGCUGACGCACAUCACCACCGUUUGUCAGCUGUGGGUAUGGGUAGACCUAGCUUCAGCCACAGUGUCGAGGACUUUUCUGCUAGAGGACAGAGCUUCGACAUGGUUGCAGGUCAGCGCGCCGACUUCCACACUGGUCAGAGUCUGGAAAGUCAAGGUUAUCUUGGCGAAGCUCGCGAGUCUUUUGCAUCUUCCAGACGUCACUCUUCGAGCAGCGUAGCCUCAUCACAAUUCUUCUCACAACAUGACGAGUGGACACCUGUUGAUGGUGCUGGCACAAUCGCGACAGCACAUGCGACCAACACUGCUCAAGCCGUCAACAGGAAAGCACCGAACUCACCUGCUGUAAACGAAGUCCACAUUCCCCCAUCCCCCGCUGUUUCCGCCUCUGCCUUCCCCCGACCUCCAUCGAGUACGUACACUGCAGACGUAGAUCGCGAUAGUCGCAUGACUGGCUUCGGAUUCUCCGAUGCUCUAGGUCGCGCUUUAAGUCCACCAGCCGCAGUCGCCAUUCCUGGCCCUGCAGCUCGUGGCAACAGUGGUGGAGGCUUCUUCCCCGGCAGUGGCACGCGCGCCAUGCACGACCGACCUGCUCCCAGCGCCGCCUACGCUGGGGCUGCUCGCAAACUUGGCGCCCUCCAUCCUGGUACCCUCGCCGCCCUCCGCUUCACUCCCGAUCGUGAAGCCCCCAAGCCACCACAAGCCGGCCUGGGUAUUCAAAACCCUGACGAAAACAGAGAUUCUGGUGCUACUAUCUGGCCUUCUGCGACUGGAGCUUUGACACAACGGGAUCGCGAAGAGGCGUUUAGACAACGACUCGAAGCCGAGAGACAGAUCAAGGAGAGAAUGGACCAUAAGAAUGGAGCAUCUAGAAAGACUCAGGCUAGUGAUAUCAGUUGGGUGGAUAUUGGACAGAACUAG
Aureobasidium subglaciale EXF-2481 is the source of this 2895-nucleotide messenger RNA. RefSeq lists its product as uncharacterized. The record is from RefSeq and is a predicted model, not a curated record. Gene Ontology annotation, molecular function: protein binding. The coding region runs from base 1 to 2895 and encodes 964 amino acids. Lineage: Eukaryota; Fungi; Ascomycota; Dothideomycetes; Dothideales; Saccotheciaceae. The transcript has a single exon.